Nomia melanderi (Alkali bee) is the source of this 4537-nucleotide messenger RNA. It is a transcript of the gene Vhdl, whose product is annotated as larval-specific very high density lipoprotein. Gene Ontology annotation, molecular function: lipid carrier activity. The record is from RefSeq and is a predicted model, not a curated record. Gene Ontology annotation, biological process: lipid transport. NCBI's taxonomy places the organism in Eukaryota, Metazoa, Arthropoda, Insecta, Hymenoptera, Halictidae.
GCGGAAAUUCCCGGAUUUUUGUCUUAUAAAAGCAGAAAGUCGCGCUCCGUAUUGUCAGUGUUUCUUCGAGUAGCCCGCUAUGAUGAACGCCCUAAUAGCGUUGCUGGGGUUCCUGGCGGCAGUCCAGGCCGUACCAUGGUACGUCCCGGAGGGGCAGGAUGUAAAUUACAAAUUCAAAGUCGACAUGAAAGCUGGAGUCAUGUCUCCAGCGAAUUUCGCGUCGCACGUCGGCAUGGAUUGUACGAUGCGUAUCAGCAGGUACACAUUACACCCGAGGAUGAAGAACGCCUAUUAUGUGAAAUUGUCAGAUAUUAGGCAUCAAUUGUUCAACGGGGAAGUGCUACACUCCGAAAUUCCGAACGUUAAUCCGUUACCUUUGGUGGACGUGGCCAAAGUAUUGGAAAAUCCUUUCGUGAUUGUCUUCGACGAGAACGGACACUUGCACGGUAUGAAAUGGAUUGCUUCCGAGACAAUCUGGUCGAAGAACAUGAAGAAGUCUAUUGCUUCCAUGAUCCAACUAGACAUGGACAACAUCUUCCAUAACAAACUCAUUGUACCAGGCAGUUUCAUCACGGAGGAGAAAACUAUUCAUGGUUCCUGUCAUGUCGUCUACAACGUUCAAUCGAUAAAAGGCAACCGUGGGAUAGUCACAAAGUUGCACGAACCGUCAAACUGUACCAACUUCCAUUACCAUGAAUUUAAUAACAUCGAACACGACAGGUGUCAAGUCCAUACAGAGGAAUCCAUGACUACUGUUAGUAGGAAAUUUAUCGACUUCGAAGUCCAGGACAACUCGAUUCUUAUAAAGAAACUCAAUGCCCUAGGAGUCAUUGAUUAUUUCCCCUGGUUAGCUAACGCAGAGGCUCACUAUCUCCUGACCAACCAAACUUUAACCUUCACUGGAUCUUCCCCGCAACCUAGCCAACCAGUCACAGAUGUAGACAUUCCAGUCGACACGGAAAUCACAUACACCAAACCGACCGAGAACUAUUUGGUCACCGCUGAUCUGGACGUUACCCAUGGCCGGCAUUCGGUGGAUCUUAAAGGAGUCAAAGAUAAACUGAUGAAACUAUUACAAGAAGCAGUCAACUAUCUCAAAGAGACUCAGGUGGACAAGCAUCCGGAAUGGAAGAGCGGCCAGACGAUCAACAGGAUCCUGUACAUGAUGAGUUACAUGAACUUAGAAUCGAUGAACGGAGUCUAUCGUGUCUUCAAACAUCCCAAAACCGAGAAAGAUGAAAUGACGAAGAACAUCUUCCUCACGAUGGUACCGAACGUUGGAACCACUGCUGCAUGGCUCUUCACCCGAAACGCGAUUCGCGAGAACACUGUGCCCCAUCUCACCGCUAUCUCCAUGCUGGCGAGACUCCCCAUGAGUCUGAAACAUCCCACGGAAUCGCUGGUUACGGAGAUGCUCGAAUUCCUCCGCCAUGACGAGAACAUCAACGUCGACGUGAAAAAGGCUCGCAUACUUUGCUUCGCUAGUCUGCUUCACAGAGUGUACCCUAGUGAAAGCACGUCGCCAGAUUUGGAGAAACAUCUGCAGAGCUUCGUAGAAUCUGUUCAUAAUAAUCCCAACUUGGAUAUGAAACUGGUGUACUUGAUGGCCCUGAAGAACACUCGCUCGAUCAAGAUUAUCGAUCUUCUGAAGCCAAUAAUUAACGGCGAACAGAAGAUUUCCGACAGCUGGGAAGUCAUCCGUACGGAAGCGAUCUGGUCCGUCGAACACGUGCUCGUCAAUCACCCUGAAACAGCCCACAAACUGCUCUGGCCGAUCCUCAGCAAUGUUACUCUUCCGACAACCCUUAGGAUUACCGCUUACGACGUUCUGAUGAAGGCGACACCCAGCGAACGUCUUUUCUUGGAGAUGUACUGGUUCAUGGUGUACGAAAAGAACCCGCACCUGUACAACUACCAUGUUGAUACGUUAAAAGGACUCGCCUCCUCAACCGACGCUUGCCUCCUGCCUUCUCGCGAAAUGGCGAACAAGAUCCUGGCUUUCACGAGAAUAAGGUCGUUCCACGGGAUUCCUUCAGCGAAGCUGCACGUAGAUUCUACGCAGGAUACUUUCGGGUACACCAACAGCCUGCAAUUCAGCCAAAUACGCAACGAAAUGCACAACUCGGAGGUUCUCGUCACGGUCAAUUCCAUCACGACUGUCGGUCGCAAAAUGUCUCACCGUUGGGGAGUUCGCUGCCACGUGGACGGAAUGUUCAACGUGGUCACUGACAUAAUCAAUGAAAUUUUCGGUAAAAGGACACAAGUGGUGGUCAAUCCGAACGCUAAGGAGUUGCUCAAGGGGGUGACGAGAACCGCGAAGCUCAUGAAGAAUAGCAAUGUAAAUCUGAUGCUGACUUUGAACGAGAAAGUCUACAUGGUGUUCCACUGCAACUGGGCGACCUGUUCCAAACAGUUGAUGGAUCUGAUCAAACUGGAGGAUCUCAUGGACAAAUCAUUCCAUUUCGAGCACGUUCACUAUCACGACCAGUACGAGCUCCACAUACCCACUGACCUCGGUGUACCGGCCAUUUUGAGUACGCAGGUGCCAGUUCUCGAUGCUGCGGACGUCGCGUGGGAGAAGGACACGUCGAAGGUCCACGUGACGGCGAAGUACCAGGAAUGGCGGCACGGGGAAUACUACAUGGCCAUCUACAACCCCUUGGACGAUAUUUGGCACGCCAUUCGUAGAACAGGAACACGCGACAUAUUUUUGCCGAUCAAUCAGACCAUCUCCCACGAUUCAUCGUGGGAGACUGUCACUGUAUCAUCGGCCAGAUUGCCCUUGACAGAAUACUCUAUCGCCGGAUUACGGACCCAAGCCAGGAACUACGUUACUAUCUCGGGUGACGAAACUGGAGUGCUGAACAAGAGCUGUCCCAAAUGCAUGUCUAUCCAAAAGGUCUUAGGCGUCGCGAACCACAGGAGAAGCGAGCAAAGUAUCGACUCGAAAGACACCGGGCUUCAUUAUUACUCCGGAGUAACAGACUGCGAUGGUUACGUUACUCCGACGCCUCUUAGAUCGUGGAUGAACGCAUUUAAGAUUGACCAUGACGAAACCAUAAGCUGGAGGACAAUCCUGAGGAUUUUCUUGAGGUUACAACAGGUAGUACAGAACGACAUGAUCUCUUCCCAGCGAGCCAGUUGUACGAAUAGGUUGUUAAUCAAACCCAGCGAAGUGCAUCCUGCUAAACAGGUCGACUUCUCCAUUAAACGGACUACCGAGUAUCCGAAAUGCGACAAAGUAGAAGUCUUCGUUCCGAUGAAAAUGAACAUUGUCGCGAGCAUGGACGUUAAGUCGAUAUCAAAUGAUCAGACAGCAUGUAGGUGGAACGCAGAUGUUAAUUAUGAAUUGUCCGCUGGACACACGAGACAGAACUUUAAAACUGUACUCACUCGAAUGAUUCCAGGAGAAAAGAACUUGAAGGUCUGCGUCACUGGUCAGCAGGAUUACCCGGUCGUUGACAACGAGGAUUUAUUCAAUGUCAGAAACGUGAACCCGGAAACUAAGACGAAAGUAACGCUUCAAAUGGGAAAAACGAUAGAAGAUCAGUGCGUGCGCGAUGAAAUGGACGUCACGAUCAAUGCCAAAGCUGAACUGGCGGAAAAUAAAGAUGAGUACAAAGUAUACGAUCAUUUACAUGACAUCUGUGAGGAGAAUGCCAAGAAUCCACUUUUACAAACCGACGAACACCACGUUCCUAAAACUUGGGCGUGCGUACGGAACGCUAUUAUUCGCACUACUUUGACAAAAUACGGAAUGGACAUUGUUUCGAAGAAGUUACCGUCGCGCAUAGAAGCGAACUGGCAUACAAUUGAAGACUUCAUCCGUGGCAUUUCCUCUCACCACGUGGAUUUCGAUAAAGAAGUCAGUCCUGUCAAUGUCACGAGAAUCCACUUGAAUCUCUUAGUUUCACCAGUUGUCAAUCGCUAUCACCAUACCCAUGAAUUAUGGCAAUUGCCUUAUGGUAACAGUAUUUGGAACUCCCUCAUGGACAACGUCCAGUUCUCCUGGAAAACUUUGAGAAACUACCUGAACGACAACCUCAAAUUGUGCACGGUCCACCCUAAAGUGACGCUCACCUUCGAUAAUAAGACCGAGUUACACGAAGUUUCCCAAAAUUGGGAACACGUUGCGACAUCCUGGCAUAGAAUCGAAUAUGUUUAUGUCAUCUUGACCAGAUCAGUAUCCAAAAACAGAAUAAGUCUUAUGUUCGCGGUCGGUGAACAUUUCAUAAAAAUUGAACCCAUGGAAGACAAGGUGGUUGUUGAAGUUGACAACCACAGAAUAGAGAAACCAGAGAAUGGCGUCAUGGUACCCGACGAUCACACUUCCUUCGCUAUUAAAUUGGCUAGGAACUAUAAGCAUUGGAUAAUCCAAUCGACUACAGUGCCAAUUACCAUCUUGUACACACCAAAUAGUUUAACAGUAGCAAUGACUGACAUCAAAGGCCAAGUAAGUGGAUUAUGUGGAGAAAUGGCUGCAUCUUUAACACCCUCCAUGUCAACUCUAUUACAACAAAUACCGAUCAACGUUUAA